AUGAGAGAUGAUAUGAGAGGCAAAAUGAGAUUUUGGCACCACAAUGUGGAACAGAAGAAUACUGAGAAGAUCUGGGGAAGGACUUGGAUCGAACCCGAAAAAUCUUCAGCUCACUCUUGGCUAGGAAAUCUCGAAAUCAUCCAGCAGUGGUGGCCGUUCGACAAAGAUCUCCUUCAUCAGUUCGAUUUCUUGGAUAAACAAGGAACGCAGAUCAUAAUCUACAAUAUUUGGGAAGACGACGAGGGAUUGCCUGAAUUGGAUUUCGACACAGUUGAACACAUUUUAUCGUUGGUACGCCGUCCAGCUAGAAACGACGGCAGAGGAGUCGUCGGUGUCAUUGAAGCAAACUUUGUCGAGCCGGCGCACGAUAAACAGGGAUUCGCGCGAACGACUGCCCGCUCUCGGCUCGAGUCGAGACUUAUGUCCAACAAGAAAAACUAUUGGUCUCGAAAUUGCCAUCUCAUCGGCUAUGCUCAGCGGCGCGGACCUGAGAAAUGUGCUUCACCUGAGCCGGCUAUCAAAUUUCUUAAUUCAUUUGAGUGGACUGAUCGAUGCUGGAUUUGGAGAGGAGACAUCUUUCUUGUUUGGACCUGUGUUGAUGGUGACAAAUUUAGGAGGGCUAACAAUUUUCGUAAACCCUACGGAUUGACUCAUCCAAUUAAGAAGAAAAAAGGAUAACAUGCCAGGACGGAUGAACCUUUUUCUCAGACGGACCUCAAGUAUUGCCUUGAGGAACCCCACGAAGCUGUUUGGAUUGAUGCACCGGAAGAUAAUUCUGUUCUUGAGGGAUCUUCUUAGCU
Andrographis paniculata is the source of this 800-nucleotide messenger RNA. RefSeq names its product protein MICRORCHIDIA 7-like. The transcript is spliced from 5 exons. The record is from RefSeq and is a predicted model, not a curated record. Bases 1 to 678 code for a protein of 225 amino acids. Gene Ontology annotation, cellular component: nucleus. Lineage: Eukaryota; Viridiplantae; Streptophyta; Magnoliopsida; Lamiales; Acanthaceae. Gene Ontology annotation, molecular function: ATP hydrolysis activity.